Messenger RNA from Striga hermonthica, 384 nucleotides. Lineage: Eukaryota; Viridiplantae; Streptophyta; Magnoliopsida; Lamiales; Orobanchaceae. The record is from the annotation of a GenBank genome assembly.
AUGUCAUUCUCCUCAUCAUCAUCAUCUUCAACCUCCUCCCCGUGCGCGGCGUGCAAGUGCCUCCGUCGCAAAUGCACACAGGAAUGCGUGUUCGCCCCUUACUUCCCUCCCGAUAACCCCCAGAAAUUCGCCAACGUCCACAAGGUUUUCGGCGCCAGCAACGUGGCCAAGAUCCUCAACGACCUCACCCCGGCCCACCGCGAAGACGCCGUCAACUCCCUCGCUUACGAGGCCGAGUACCGCCUUCGAGACCCCGUUUAUGGAUGUGUCGGCCUAAUCUCCGUUCUCCAGCACAAGCUCAAGCAAGUUUUGAGGCCUGGCGGGUCUGCCAGGAUCGUGACCGGCCCGCCAUUUGGCCACCCCUACGUGCGCGCCCUCGCGUGA